GGAAGAAGAAGAAGAAGAAGGAAAAAAAAAAAAAACCGUUUACGAGGGAUGGCUCGGCGCCAAGGACAAGGAGUAUUUUUUUUGUUUACUCCGCCGGUAAGAAACUGAAAACACCAACUCAAGCGAACGAGAGAAAACACCGUCAAAACAGCCAUAUAGAUGGACGGAGAACUGCCGCCGGCACCGGCUCCGUUGUCCAUCCAUCCCGCCGUAACACCGCUAUCAUUCUUACUCGGAACAUGGAGAGGCAGAGGCGACGGUGGAUUCCCCACCAUUAAUUCCUUCUCUUACGGCGAGGAACUUCACUUCUCCCAUUCCGGCAAGCCAGUGAUUUCCUACAGUCAAAAGACUUGGAAACUCGAUUCUAAAGAGCCAAUGCACGCUGAGAGUGGAUAUUGGCGUCCCAAGCCCGAUGGUACCAUUGAGGUAGUCAUCGCUCAAAGCACUGGUCUCGUUGAAGUUCAGAAAGGAACAUAUAAUGCAGAAGAGAAAGUGAUAAAGCUCCAAAGUGAACUUGUGGGGAACGCUUCCAAGGUGAAAGAAAUAAGCAGAGUGUUUAAACUGGUGGAUGGAGAACUUUCCUACCUGGUUCAGAUGGCUACUGGCUUAACCAGUCUUCAACCACACUUAAAAGCCUUGCUUACUAAAGUUUGACUCUAAAAAACAAAAUGUUUAAUAAAUCCUUUUAAUUUUCUCUUAAUGGACUGAAGUUAUCUAGAAUACUGAAAUCUACAAUAAAUCUAUAUUGAAUUGGAAUUAGCGUGCAUGAUAUAUAUAUAUAUAUAUAUAGUUCAGCGGUAA
Benincasa hispida (wax gourd) is the source of this 801-nucleotide messenger RNA. RefSeq names its product nitrobindin heme-binding domain protein. Lineage: Eukaryota; Viridiplantae; Streptophyta; Magnoliopsida; Cucurbitales; Cucurbitaceae. The record is from RefSeq and is a predicted model, not a curated record.